UUGUCAGACCCGUCAUUUAACAGACCGUUAAUUCACGGUAUGGACAGUCAAGUCUGUGCCGAUGGUAAACUGCUGGAAGUAAUCGACGAUAAUUGGCGCAAGGAACGUCUUCCGAUCGACGAUAUAUCGGUUCCAUUCGCCGAGCUUCCUGACCCAGAAAGUGACAAUGGAGAUUCGCACAUGACUCUGAAAGAAUUGGAACAAAAGUGGAACAACUUGGCACUCAGCACGCUUAGCGAGAAUCACUUGCACUCUCCGACGCCGCCGCAUAACUAAGCUAGCUGUAAAUCUAACGU
This is a messenger RNA of Diprion similis, 296 nucleotides long. Its product is annotated as anaphase-promoting complex subunit 13. The transcript has a single exon. The record is from RefSeq and is a predicted model, not a curated record. NCBI's taxonomy places the organism in Eukaryota, Metazoa, Arthropoda, Insecta, Hymenoptera, Diprionidae. Gene Ontology annotation, cellular component: anaphase-promoting complex. Gene Ontology annotation, biological process: protein K11-linked ubiquitination. The coding region runs from base 40 to 276 and encodes 78 amino acids.